AACCCUUCCUCACCGGAAGUUGACAGUUAGCAUCUCAGUCAGUUUACCUUCCCGGUAAGAGUGAGACUGUCCAGGUGUAAAAAUGUUACCUUUAUCUAUAAAGGACGACGAGUACAAACCGGCUAAAUUCAACCUGCUGCUCAAACUGUCCGGAUGGUUCAGGUCAAUUUUAGCUGAUAAAACGUCCAGGAAUCUGUUCUUCUUCCUCUGCCUCAACCUUUCCUUUGCCUUCGUGGAGUUAACAUACGGCAUCUGGAGUAACAGUUUAGGUCUCAUCUCAGACUCCUUCCAUAUGUUCUUUGACUGCACUGCCCUGCUGGCAGGUCUUGCAGCAUCAGUCAUCUCCAGGUGGAGGUCCAACGACAGCUUCUCCUACGGGUAUGUUAGAGCAGAGGUUCUUGCAGGCUUUGUCAACGGACUCUUUCUCAUCUUCACUGCCUUCUUCAUCUUCUCAGAAGGAGUCGAGAGAGCUCUGGAGCCGCCCGACGUUCACCACGAACGGCUGCUUCCUGUUUCUGUGGCUGGUCUACUGGUCAACCUGGUCGGGAUCUUUGUGUUCCAGCAUGGAGGACACGGACACACACAUGGAGAUGGAGGUCAUGGCCACAGCCACUCUCUGUUCAACGGCAGCCUGAGUCACGGACACAGUCAUGGAGGGCACGGCCACAGCCAUGAAGGGCACGGAGGACAUGGCCACAGCCACGAUAAACAUGGACACGGAGGUCACGGACACAGUCAUGGAGGACACGAGGAUUCGCAUUGUCAAAAUGAGCUGCAGCGCCCAGGAGAAGGCUCCAGUAAACAGAUCCUACAAGGAGUCCUCCUUCACAUCAUCGCAGACACUCUGGGAAGUGUUGGUGUGAUCAUCUCUGCUCUCCUGAUGCAGAAAUACGAUCUGAUGAUUGCUGAUCCUAUCUGCUCCAUGCUGAUCGCCCUCCUCAUCGGAGUCAGUGUGGUGCCGCUGCUGAAGGAGUCCAUCGGUAUCUUGAUGCAGAGAACUCCACCAUCACUAGACAACGCCCUGCCAGAGUGCUACCAGAGGGUGCAGCAGCUGCAGGGGGUCUACAACCUUCAGGAACCGCACUUCUGGACUCUGUGUACGGACGUUUAUAUCGGAACUUUAAAGCUGUUGGUGGCGCCCGACACCGACACACGCUGGAUCCUCAGCCAGACGCACAACAUCUUCACUCAGGUCGGAGUCCGCCAGCUGUACGUUCAGAUCGACAUCGCCGCCAUGUAGAAGCUUCUCCUCCAACCCGGGGACCAGUCACAUUCAGUCACCUGCUUCCGGGUGACCUUUAACCCCCUCCAUGCAGUAAGGGGCGCUGGGCGCGCAAAGAACUGAAGGACUCAAACAGCUGCGCCCGUGUUCUCUGUUUUAUAAUUACUAAUUGGACCUGUUCGGGUUCGGUGGGCGACUUGUUCUCCUCGCUCCUCCUGCUCUAAACUUUGUUUACAGCAAAGUAUUCUGGGUAAGUGCCUUCAUCAGAGACAAUCUGAGCCCCUCCCACUAUUGGUGACAUCACAAGUGGUAUCUGCUGAUUGGUUCAGUGUAAUGUCACCACUUACGUUAUUUUUAUGAUUUUUUUUUUUUUUUUUUUACCGUGCCAAACCUUGUGACCAAAUCAUGUGACCUGUUAGUGGGAUUUUUUAAAAACUGUAAUAAAUCAGUUCCUCAGUUA
Messenger RNA from Cyprinodon tularosa, 1682 nucleotides. RefSeq names its product solute carrier family 30 member 7 (gene slc30a7). Lineage: Eukaryota; Metazoa; Chordata; Actinopteri; Cyprinodontiformes; Cyprinodontidae. The record is from RefSeq and is a predicted model, not a curated record. Gene Ontology annotation, cellular component: membrane; Golgi apparatus. Bases 83 to 1240 code for a protein of 385 amino acids. The transcript has 11 exons. Gene Ontology annotation, molecular function: zinc ion transmembrane transporter activity. Gene Ontology annotation, biological process: transmembrane transport; intracellular zinc ion homeostasis; zinc ion transport.